Messenger RNA from Fusarium odoratissimum NRRL 54006, 459 nucleotides. RefSeq lists its product as uncharacterized. The transcript has a single exon. NCBI's taxonomy places the organism in Eukaryota, Fungi, Ascomycota, Sordariomycetes, Hypocreales, Nectriaceae. The coding region runs from base 1 to 459 and encodes 152 amino acids. The record is from RefSeq and is a predicted model, not a curated record.
AUGACGGGUGAAGAGGACGAUGAGGAGGAGGAAGAUGAUUCCACGAUCGAGAUGGGAACCUUGGACAGCUUGUUCUACGGGACAACUAAUCCCCAGGAGAAAGAUAGAGAAGUCGAAAUUCGAAUGCGCGUUUCCAGCUACCAUCUGUCUCUUGCAUCUCCAGUCCUCUCUACACAGCUGGAAGUAUCUCGUUUACAGCCGACAACGCGCGCUGCUCGACCAGCCAACGCCAUACACCUUACGGGAUGGGAUGUGAAGGCGUUGGCCACCGUAUUGAACAUCAUCCACGGUCAAAACUCUCAAGUACCCCGAAAUGUUGAUUUCGGUUUUAUUACACACAUUGCCGUUGUCGCCCACCACCUUCAAUGCGUUGAAGCAGUACAACUCUAUUCGGAGAUGUGGCUCUCAAGUUUCAGAGCAGAUAAAAUACCCUAUUUCAAUAGCGCUUGCCUAACGUGA